UCUCUCUACUCUACACAGUACAUCAUCUUCCCAAUCAUUCCAGAAACCUGAAAGUCCCUCCUCUACCAUCUCGAACAACCACAUCUACCCCAUUACUAUCACACACAAAUCUCCGUACACCAUGGCAGCACGAAACCCCGACUCCAUGACCAACGCCCAGGGCGAAUUCAACCCUCACAAGCCUCGCUCUGAACCCAUGGAGAAGCAUGGCCACCAAAUCGGCGUCAAAGCCAGCCCAGCAGACAACGCCCCCGAAUUCUCCGCUCAGACCCUUCCCCCAGGCACCGCUCCCAAAGAAGCCACAUACCAGCCGAACCCGGUCAACGAGGUCCCCGGCCAGGCGAACAACCCCGACGUCCUACGCAGCCACGGCAAAGAAGGCGUCCGCACCGACCCACUGAGCACCAUGCCCGGCGCCACCUCUGCCGACGUGCACACGGGCCUUGGCCACCCGGGCCAGGGCCAGACGUCGACCGAGAUCCGGCACGAGGGCCAUCACACCCGCAAGAAGUGGACGAGUGGACCUGAAGGCGCCGGUGCGACUGGCGGAAGCGGUCUAUACCCGGGAGACGAGAACGUCGAGUUCCGCCGGCUGAAGGAGGACGGUGAUCACCCUCGCGGUCCCAUCAGCGGACACAACGUCUCGCGAACUGGUGCCGAGGCCAAGGAGCCCGUCGGAGCGGAAGAGGUUGCCGCCGAGGGUGACAAGGUCAAGAAGGAUCCCGGCUACAGUCGUUCAAAAGACGCGACAGGCGUACCGGAUCGAGGGGCCGGCAGUGAUCGUCAGUAUUAAAGUUUUCCGAGUCCCAUGUCGGCAGCGGCCACGUUCGUCGGAAGUCGAUGGACUGACUGACUACUCGUACCUCGAACUGGGUGUGGUGACGGCUUUGUAUCAACAGCAACUUGUGUCUAUGAAUGACGACGAAAAGAAGAAAGAAACAAUGAAAAGGUGGUGAGCGUGGGCUUUUGAGUAGCCUACUUGCUACACACCCUGAUAGAGUGAGACCGACAGGAGGAAGAAUCAGCUUGCAUUUGCAUUUGCAUGGAGAGGGGGCCUUCAACUGAGAAUAGGGAGCAC
Molecule: messenger RNA, 1078 nt
Organism: Exophiala xenobiotica
Lineage: Eukaryota; Fungi; Ascomycota; Eurotiomycetes; Chaetothyriales; Herpotrichiellaceae
Exons: 2
Coding region: 122-793 (223 amino acids)
Source: RefSeq, a predicted model, not a curated record